AUCUCCUCCUUCAAAAACUAAAACCGUGUUCAACUUAAACUAAAAGCUUCUGAAUGUCACCACACAUAAACACUGCAAAACUAAUGAUUUAAAAUAGACAUUUGUUCCUUUAUUCAUUUUUUUUAAUUACAAAGGUAGAUAUAUUUGUUUAAGAGAUUACUAAGAUGGUGGGUACAUAUUGCAUAAAUUAGCACUGUUGCUCUGCAAGGAGAGUUAAUGGAGAAAGAGGGUGUUACCAUUACCAUUACCAUUACCAUUACCACUACAACUAGAGUUGCAGAGUUCAGGGGUUUCCUUGGAGUAGCAUUAAAGUCUUGAGGAGAGAAACAAAAUAAAAGAUAAAAAAGAUCUGAGUGUUUGUAUAAUAAAUGGUUUAUUUUUGUGAUCUAUAGAAGUGAUCAUUUGAUCUGAAACAGAGCAUAAAGAUGGUUUACUUUCGUCAGAUUCUUCUCAUGAUCAUUGUGCUAGUGAUAUCAUUACAAUGCUGCAACGUUUUUGCUGAUACUAAAGAGUUUGAUGACUGGAAGACGUUAACGGUUGCAAACGGCGAGAGAUACCGGACCCAGAUCGGAAAACUCGUCGGAGUAGACGGAGGCGAGAAGAAAAAGCUUCAUGUUUUGGAAAAGUUCCGAGCUUUACUCUGUUUGAUCAAACCCUCUACUCUCCGGCGAAGAAACCUCGCGACAUCUGCUUCUCUAGCUCCUUGGACGGCGCCGUCACCGUCACCGUUUCCAAACGGUGGUCCAGUGGAGUCUCCCGCGUACUCUCCAGCUCCUCAGCGACCAAUCCCUCCUCAUCUCCGUCGUCCGUUGCCUCACCGGACUCAUCAUCCAUCGAGACAUCGCGUGGCUCAAAGACGAAAACACGAAAACAGAGGAGCGUUAACACAUAUCGUCGUUUCAAUAGCUUGUGGAAUCGGUUUCUUGGUUUGUGUUGUCGGAGUGUUAUGUCUCUACGCGAGAAGAAGGAAGAAGAACGGUAAAACGCCGUCGUUUCAGAGCUCGACGAGGAAGGUCACUAUAAACCCUACACUCGACUUGGAGAGACAGAGCUCUGUUUCUACUAAAGAAGUACGAGAAACAGAGAAGGACGUGAAGCAUAAAAACGGUGUAUUGCUUGAAGAGGACGUUAAGACAGAGAUUUUAUCAGAUUCGGACAAUGCUAGUAGCUACUCGACGCAAGAGAUUGUGUCGGUGCAUGAAAAAGAUGAUGAGGAACAAACAGUGGACUCUGUUUCAGGUCCUGUUGUUAGCGAUGGAUGCGACUCUUCAGAUGAUAAUGAGUCUUUUCAUUCCGCUGGUGGUGGCUCUCACUACUCAGAUCCAAGACUCUCAAAUGCUUCUUCUUCUGUUGGAUCCUCUCAACGCUUCGCAGAACGCUCCGGAAUCUCUCCACCACCACCACCGCCACCGCCACCUCCACCACUUCCGCCACUCUCGAACAGAGGACUUGACACUCUGUCUUUGCCAAAACCGGCUGAUCUGCAGACGCUUUCUUCGCAGUUAACCGCAAAAGUUUGUGCUUCUUCUUCCUCAGACCCAAGUCAUCCAUCCACACCACCGCCGCUACGGCCACCGCCACCACCGCCGCUACCGUCAAAACAACCUCAAGUAGUGAACAAAGCACCACCACCUCCUCUGUCUCUAGAUUUUUCUCAGCGUAGACCGUUAGGUAAAAAUGGAGCUCCAUUGCCUAAGCUGAAGCCACUUCAUUGGGAUAAAGUCAGGGCUACACCGAACCGGACUACGGUCUGGGAUAGGCUCAGAGCAAGCUCUUUUGAAUUUGAUGAAGAGAUGAUUGAGUCGCUAUUUGGACACACAAUGCAAAGCUCGACAAAGAAUGAAGAAGGGAAGUGCAAAACUCCAUCACCAGGGAAACAUCUUCUUGAACCUAAAAGACUUCAGAACUUUACUAUUCUCUUGAAAGCACUCAAUGCAACCGCUGAUCAAAUAUGUUCUGCCUUGGGGAGAGGGGAAGGCUUGUGUUUACAGCAAUUAGAAGCGUUGGUGAAGAUGGUACCGUCUAAAGAAGAAGAGCUGAAGCUGUGUAGCUACAAAGGAGAAGUAGAUGAGCUUGGCUCAGCUGAGAAAUUUCUCAAGGCGCUUGUAGGAGUUCCAUUUGCGUUUCAAAGAGCUGAAGCAAUGCUUUAUAGAGAGACGUUUGAAGAUGAAGUGGUUCAUCUCAGAAACUCCUUCUCAAUGCUUGAGGAAGCUUGCAUGGAGCUUAAGUCAAGCAGAUUAUUCUCGAAGCUUUUAGAAACUGUACUUAAGACUGGAAACAGGAUGAAUGUAGGAACCAUACGCGGUGGCGCAAAGGCCUUCAAGCUUGACGCUCUGCUCAAACUCUCUGAUGUGAAGGGCACAGAUGGGAAGACAACUCUGCUCCACUUCGUCGUGCAAGAGAUAUCUAGGUCUGAGGGAAUCAGAGUUUCAGACAGCAUCAUGGGACGGAUAAUGAACCAGAGAACAAACAAGAACAGAACAGCCGAGGAGCAAGAGGAGGAUUACAGAAGGAUGGGGCUAGAUCUUGUCUCCGGCCUUAACAAUGAGCUAAGAAACGUGAAGAAGACGGCAACGAUUGAUAUGGAAGGACUCGUUAGCUCGGUGUCGAAUCUGAGAGAUGGGCUAGGGGAAUUGAAAUGUCUAGCGAGAGAGAAGCUGAAAGGGGAUGAAGGAAACAGAGCAUUUGUUUGUUCAAUGAACUCGUUCUUGAGAUAUGGAGAGAAGAGCUUGGAAGAGUUGAGAGAAGACGAGAAGAGGGUGAUGGAGAGGGUUGGCGAGAUCGCUGAGUAUUUUCAUGGAGACGUGAGGGGAGAUGAGAAGAACCCUUUGAGGAUCUUUGUGAUUGUUAGGGAUUUUCUGGGGAUGUUGGAUCAUGUUUGUAGAGAGUUGAGGUGUGUUAGGGUUCCUAACAGCCCUAGCCCUUUGGCUCCGUUUAGAUGAGUAUUGAAUCUUGAUGUUUAUGAUAACAGAGUGGUUUUGUGGUUUA
This is a messenger RNA of Raphanus sativus (radish), 2988 nucleotides long. RefSeq names its product formin-like protein 11. Bases 426 to 2942 code for a protein of 838 amino acids. Gene Ontology annotation, molecular function: actin filament binding. Gene Ontology annotation, biological process: actin nucleation; actin cytoskeleton organization. The transcript is spliced from 4 exons. NCBI's taxonomy places the organism in Eukaryota, Viridiplantae, Streptophyta, Magnoliopsida, Brassicales, Brassicaceae. The record is from RefSeq and is a predicted model, not a curated record.